AUGACCAUAUCGAUCAUACCAAAAUCGCUAAAAAAUAUUAGUUUCGAAAAAAUAUUUCAGCGUGAUCUAUUUUAUUUGCAAAUCUUUACAUUUCGAUUAAAAUUUUCUCUUGAAGAUUAUCAAAAUAAAAAAAUACCAUGGAUAUGGAAAACAUUUCAAUAUACCAUUUUUAUUACAUCAAAUGCAUUGGCAGCAAUAUUCUGUCUUGGAUUAUUGUCUUUAUGGCCAGAAUCUCAUCCAUUUAUGAAAUAUCAUGAUAUUGAAGCAAUACUAAAAACUGAACGUAUGGAUUUAUUUAUAUUGGCAUUAUUUAUCAUAUUAAUUAUGUUGGAAGCGUUGUUUUUACAUUUAUUAAAUGAAGUUUUAAAUUAUCGUUAUCAUGUUGGACAAUUUCUUUUGACUGUUUUAUCAUUCAUAGGAUUUGUCAUUGAAUUAUUUCAAGUGAAAUUACAAGAAUUAUUUCAACUUGUACAGAAAAUUUUUCGUCGUAAUUGGAACAAUAAGAUAUUGAAAAAAAUAUUCUGGAAUCGAUUUCAAGUUGAAUACGUGAAACUUUAUUCUGAAAUUGCUAAUUUCAAUAUAUCAUUUGGUACGAUGCUUUUGUAUUUGGAAACAAUAUCCAAAUCAUCCAUUAUAAUAUCAUGCAUGUUUUUAAGUGAACAAGAAGAGAUAAGUCAAUAUUGUAUAAUGGCAAUUGUAUCAUUAUUGUCAAUAUUUUUUUACAUAACUACUCUUUAUUCACGUGUAGCAAGAUUACCAUCGAAUAAUCGUCGGUGUUGUAAAUCUAUAAUGAGUUGGUUAGCAAGAACACAAUGGUCAUCAUCAAAAACAAAAUUUUAUCAAUCAAUUAAUGGAAGAAAAAUAAAAAUUAUAAACCGAACGACAAUCAAAUCAAAUUUGUUCGUACAGAUUAUGAGUGAAAAUAAACUUGGUUUUACAUGUGGUCAUUUAUUUUUCAUCACCAAAUUCAAAUAUAUUCAAUUAUUAUUAUUAAAUUUUACAUUGAUUAUAAAAUUUUAUAAAAAAAUUAUACAUGCAUCAAAAAUUAAGAAUCAUUAA
This is a messenger RNA of Dermatophagoides pteronyssinus (European house dust mite), 1059 nucleotides long. RefSeq lists its product as uncharacterized. The record is from RefSeq and is a predicted model, not a curated record. NCBI's taxonomy places the organism in Eukaryota, Metazoa, Arthropoda, Arachnida, Sarcoptiformes, Pyroglyphidae.